Pistacia vera is the source of this 1239-nucleotide messenger RNA. RefSeq lists its product as uncharacterized. Bases 96 to 1028 code for a protein of 310 amino acids. The transcript is spliced from 9 exons. The record is from RefSeq and is a predicted model, not a curated record. NCBI's taxonomy places the organism in Eukaryota, Viridiplantae, Streptophyta, Magnoliopsida, Sapindales, Anacardiaceae.
CUUUCGUCUCUAUCUUAGUAAGUGUCCGGUGUCCCCAUGUGUCACAUGGACCUGACAAUGAUGCACAAGCUUUAUCUGUCAACUCAAGGGACUUCAUGGAUUUCGGAUCUAACAGUUACAGACUGAAAAGUCUGAAACUACAACAAACAACAACCAGUCUCAGAACAAAGGAAAGCCCUGUAAAAAUGGAGAGAAAACCAAUCUGGCUUUGCACUUUGGCCACACAACUUUGUCUCUUCUCUGCUCUCUACAUUGCCCUCAACAUGGGUCACCCUCAAACCUCAAUUUACAGGGAAAGGGAUCAGUUUUACUUUAUCAGUGUUUCUGGAGGCUUUAGACCACUUCAACUGCAGACCCUUUUGCUCAAAAAGAUGGAUCUUGUGGCGAAAUCUUACAAAGUAAGAUUCGUAAUCAACACUAGUGAGCUUGGGGAAGAUGAUCCACUCAAACAAAAUGCUACCCAGCUCUUCCCAUCUCUGAGAGUUCCAUGGUACACUACUAGAGUUUCAGAGGAGAAGGAAGUUGGUUGCUUCCGGGAGCAGAUCAAACUACCUCAUGGUGAAACGUUAGAAAUUGUCGGCGUGGAUACUGGUUCAUUACAGGAGACUAUGCUAUCAAGAUUUUCGAAUGGCACUGGGGAUAAUCAGUUAAGCUCGCUGACAAGGACACUGGAAGCAACCAAUGGUCACUGGUGCAUAGUAGUUGGAUUUCACCCACUGGUUAUCUGUGAAGAGAAUAAGGAGGAAAUCAAAGCAAAGAAAAUUUAUGAGCCUCUACACCGUAUCUUCAUGAAACUUGGAGUGAAUGCAUAUCUAAGCAAGCAUGGUUGCGCUGAAUUUGCCCGUCAGGAUAGUGUAGCUUAUAUAGAGAAUCCGGAUCUCAUUGAAUCUGUGAAUGGAAGAGGAAUGGUUGAUGGGUUUCUUCUCCACAGAGUCAGCUCCCUUGAGAUUGUGACCUAUUUUGUUACCUCAGCUGGGGAAGUCGUGUACAGAACGGUAAUCCAACAGAGGGGUAGGGAGGCCAUGUAAAUUUCUGUAGGAAAGAAUCAAACAACCACAGAUCUUCAAAGCCUUGUUGCAGUUGCUUCCAACAUCUUUUUAUUUAUUGAUUCGUUGUAUUUUGCCUUUGCCUCUUUUAUGAUAUAGGCAAAUAUUUAUUCUACAUUCAUAUGCCUUCUUUGUUGACAGUCACAGUUUGGUUGUCAUCAGUCUGUUUUCAUGCUAUAGACAGUGCAAAUUC